AUGGGCUUCAAGGAAGCGGCUAUACUAACUCCCGUCUCGUUCUUUCUCGGCGUGCUUUUCAUCUGCUUUAACAUAGAUCACCGAUUGUUGUGGGGAGAAAUAACCGAGGAGGUCGUUGAGGAUGGAUUGCAGUUCUACGCUACGUUCUUUAAUGCCCCGCCAGCUAUCAAGGCGCUGCUACACGGUAUGGUAGGCAUAGGCCUCAUCGGUUUUCUCGCGAAGCUGCACAAGUGGACAGAGAGCGCGGUAUUCUUCGACGGCAGUAGUUUAGCGGCAUACGUGUUCGCCAUCGUUGUAUACCUAACCGUCAACAUAAACUCGCUGCGGACGAUCGUGGACCCUGUACAAAAUGUCGAAUCGCGGGAAGACCAGGUUAUGGCCAUGCGGGUGCUGGCUGCCGGGAACGUCAUCAUAAUUGCGAGCCUGGGCUUAAUUCUUCUUCUUCAGGCUGGGCAAGAGUGGGCACAACGGACGGAGGCACAGGCUAUCGCCGAUUAUGAGGCCGAACAGCGCAAAAAGGCAAUGGCGACAACGGCAGAGAAAAAGGAACAAUGA
This is a messenger RNA of Psilocybe cubensis, 555 nucleotides long. RefSeq lists its product as uncharacterized. Bases 1 to 555 code for a protein of 184 amino acids. Lineage: Eukaryota; Fungi; Basidiomycota; Agaricomycetes; Agaricales; Agrocybaceae. Gene Ontology annotation, biological process: endoplasmic reticulum to Golgi vesicle-mediated transport. The transcript has 5 exons. The record is from RefSeq and is a predicted model, not a curated record. Gene Ontology annotation, cellular component: endoplasmic reticulum membrane.